Perkinsus marinus ATCC 50983 is the source of this 2193-nucleotide messenger RNA. RefSeq names its product Filamin-A-interacting protein, putative. Bases 1 to 2193 code for a protein of 730 amino acids. The transcript has 20 exons. NCBI's taxonomy places the organism in Eukaryota, Perkinsozoa, Perkinsida, Perkinsidae. The record is from RefSeq and is a predicted model, not a curated record.
AUGCCUCUAGAUAGGGAACAAGGUGGUGAUGACGAUGAUGACGCUUACGCUCACUUGCUGGGCCAGUUAGAGAUGAGACAAAGGCAGUUGACAGAGGCGGAGGAGACCGUUCAGCUUUUUAAAGAGAAGCUCGAGAAGUUGAGAGUCUACAACGACAGUGUGGUGACGGAGAACUCGGCCCUGCAAGGGAGGGUGUCGGAGGUCGAGGAGCUGCUGGGCCAAACACAGGGAGAACUUGAGAGGGCGUUCCAGGAGCAGAAGAGCUCGAGGGCGCAGUGGAAGGUUCAGUUGGAAACUCAGGCUGACGAAAUGCGGCGACUACAUAGAAUGAUCACCACACAGGAAGACAUUGAGGCAGAGAAGUUGAAGAUAGCGGGGGAGCUCGAGAUCGAGUGGGGCUUGGAGGAACUUCGAAGAUACAAUCGCAAGAUGGCGGCGAUUGAGUCAAGGCUGGCCAGCAGCAGGCAGAAGUGCGCGGAGUUGCAACGAGAACUCGACCAGGAGAAGAUACGCAAUGCUAUGGAGCGACAAGAUGCCGAUGCUGCACUGAAGAAAGCGAGAGAGGAGGUUAAGGGAGAGGAAGAGACGCUACAGCGAAAGCUCAGGGAGGCAGAGUUGGAGAUGCGACGGUAUGCAGAGCAGGUCAGUGCGAUCCCGAAGCUGAAAGCGCAGGUUUUUGAAAUGGGGGCUAAAAUGAAGGAGGGAAGUGCUCUGGUGGCCUCACUGAAGGAGCAGCACGAGGAGACGGUAGCGACCUUGCAAGCUAGGAUUGAGGUACAGAGGGCGGAGAUUCUCCAGAGAGGGAAGGAAGCGCGAGAUGCAUUGGCUGAGAAGGCCAAGACGGAUCGGGCUCAUGCUUCUCUCACUGAGGAGAGCGCGAGAAGGGGAAGGGAAAUUGAACGAUUGGAGACUAGUGUGACAGCUAUGAAGAGGGCUCACGAGGAGGAGAAGAAGGCGUUGAGGAAAGAAAGUGAAAAAGAGAUGGCCGAUCUCCGAUCUCAACUAGCCGCUCAAGAGGGAUGCGUGGGUCGCUUGGAGAAGGAGCUCGAUCGGAAGUGUCGGGAAUGCUGUGAACAAGUCAAUAGAGCAGCAGAGCAAGUGAAUGAGGCGGAGCGACGCGUUUCGGAGAUCCAGAGAAAGUUCGAUGAGGAGACGGCGCGAGUGACCAUGGCCCACGAGGCGGAGGUCUGUGAACUGCACAGACGGCUGGCUGGUAUGAAUACAGCAUGUGCGGAGGCUAAACAGACCAUCAGCGAGCUCGAGGCGGCGCUGAGGUCAGUAGAGGAUAGAAAUCAGCGGGCCUUGGCCGAAAAGGAGGAUAAGGCGGUCAUAGUCGCUAGCUCAUUGGAGCAAGCGAGAGCUCAGAUGAGAGCUGCGGAAGACAAGGCUGCUGAGUUCGAGCAGAUGGCCAGGGACUACACUAUGCUACAGUCGAAGCAUAGGGAGACUCUCGCUCAUCUUACUAAUACUGUGGAGAAGUUGGAGGAGAAAGAGAUGUCCAUCUCGGCUCUGAAGGCUGAGCUCAAAGAUGUCAACAGAGCACAUGAAUACGAGAGGCAUAAGGCGGCUCAGGAUGCAGAGCAGUGGGCGAGAGAGGCGCAGGAAACCAGGCUUGAAUUGCUCGAGAUGUCGCGGCAUUCACAGGCAGUUGCUGAGGAACUCCGACGUACCCGAUCGUAUGCUAAGAAAGUUAAGGCUAAGAACAAACAGAAGGUUAAGGAGGCCCAUACUAAAGUGUCGACCACGAACGGCAAGCUGAAGGAGCUGGUCCGGUUACAAGGCCACAUUGAAAAACGGGCAUCUGAGUCGAAGGUCUCAUACGAGCAACGGAUAGCUGAUCUGGAGAGGCGCCUACUGCAUGCUACUUUUGGUGGUGGCGGCGGCACGGCUCUUGCUCUGGCUAGUAUCCCUGCUCUACCAGUCAGCGGCAGUAGCAGCACCAAUGGCUAUAAUGCUUUCGUGGACAUGCCAGCGCCGGCCAGCUUAUUCCGACACACUACGGUGGAGUCAGCUCGUAGACAUCGCCGAGUCAGAGACAGGAAAACUCGGCAACAUGUUGAUGCUGCUGCAGGGCCGAGUACCAUCGCUGAGGAGUCGAAGGAAAACCAGGCGACUACUCAGCCAAGCCAGGAAGAGGAUGAUGUCGACCUCGCUGAGUCCCACCUCUGGCCUGCUGAGCAUGCAAAUCAAUAA